Panicum hallii is the source of this 2281-nucleotide messenger RNA. Its product is annotated as putative UPF0481 protein At3g02645. The record is from RefSeq and is a predicted model, not a curated record. Bases 296 to 2029 code for a protein of 577 amino acids. NCBI's taxonomy places the organism in Eukaryota, Viridiplantae, Streptophyta, Magnoliopsida, Poales, Poaceae. The transcript has a single exon.
UGGAAGUAAGCACCCCCACUAGAUUUUAGCAUUCCUCAUUAUAAAUUAGUAUAUAGUAAUAAGUACAAUUAAUGUCGCCGCCCCAUCUACAUUUUCGAAUUUUUUUUAAAGAAGAACAUGUAGUAAGUAUCCUAUUUACAGAGGGUUAGGUUUGCACCAAGUACUUUCCCUAUAUAUAUAACAAAAGAAAUAUAGUAAGAUUAACAAGCAACGACCACCAUUUCUGGUUAGCUGGGGUGACUUUCCUUGUCACUGACCGACCGUGAGAGGCAGCAGAAAUCAGGAGGGGCUAACAAUGGCCGCGUCCGAUCAACAAGACGCCGGCCGGCACGGCACGACGCCGCUGGUGUUCGACGAGGUCCGGUGGGUGGUCCAGAUCCGGCACUCCCUCCAGGAGGACGGCGCCGGCGGCGACGACGAUGACGACAACGGCAUUCCGGUGUCCGUGUUCAACGUCCCCAAGCAGCUGCGGGUGCACAAGCCGGAGGCCUACACCCCUCAGUUCAUCGCGCUCGGCCCCUACCACCACUGGCGCCCCGAGCUGUACGAGAUGGAGCGCUACAAGCUCGCCGCGGCGCGGCGCGCGCAGCGGCGGCUCUGCGCGGGGCUCAAGCUCGAGGGCCUCGUCCAGCAGUUCGCGCGGCUGGAGCGCAAGGUCCGCGCCCACUACCACCGGUACCUCGACUUCAGCGGCGAGACGCUGGCGUGGACCAUGGUCGUCGACGGCGCGUUCCUGCUCGAGUUCCUGCAGAUCUACGCCGCCGACGAGGGAGACGGCAGGGCGCUGCGGCGGGUGUCUUCGAGGAUGGCGCACCUCGUCGACUUCGCCGGGAGGAAGUCGGCGCACAACCUCAUCCUCCGCGACAUGCUCAUGCUCGAGAACCAGGUCCCGCUCUUCCUGCUCCGCAAGAUCCUCGAGCCGCAGUGCGCGUCGGCCGACGAGGCCGCCGGGCUGCUCGCGCGGAUGGUCACCGGGCUCAUGAAGGAGCUCUGCCCGUUCAAGAUGAUGGACAGCUUCCCGGCGGUCGACGUCGGCAAGCACGCGCACCUGCUGGAGGUGCUCUACCACAUACUCCUGCCGAAGCCGGCCGAUGACUCCACGGCGGAGGCCGACGCAAACGGCAACUUCCACGACGACGGCUACGACAUCGAGGAGCAGGCCGCGGACGGCGGGGGCGCGGAGGAGCAGCAGAAGCCGGCCGCCGGCGGCUGCGAGUACGUGAAGCAGCUCUUCCUCGCCGUGUGGGGCAUCGUGUCGGGGCUCAAUAACAAGGCCGGGCCCAUGCGCUACGUGACGAAGCCGAUCGAGUUCGCCAUCAAGGCGCCGUGGAAGAUGCUCGCCGUCGUGCCGGGAGUGGGGUCCUUCAUGUCAGCUGGCGACGGGAGCGCCAACCCCCGCGACCCGAGCUCCUCCGCGGGGUACCUGACCCGGCCGCCGCUGAUCGAGGAGAUCAUGAUUCCCUCGGUGUCCGAGCUGGUCAACGCCGGCGUCAAGUUCCUACCGACCACCGGCGACCUGUCGACCGUCGCCUUCGACGCCAAGGCGGCGACCUUCAGCCUGCCCGUGGUGACCCUGGACUGCAACACGGAGGUGGUGCUCCGGAACCUGGUCGCCUACGAGGCGGCGGCGGCGUCGGGCCCGCUGGUGCUGGCGCGGUACACGGAGCUGAUGAACGGCAUCAUCGACACGGACGAGGACGUGGCCCUGCUGCGGCGGCGCGGGGUGGUGCUGAACCGGAUGAAGAGCGACGGCGAGGCCGCCAAGCUGUGGAACGGGAUGACGCGGUCGGUGCGGCUCACCAAGGUGGCGCCCAUGGACAGGGCCGUCGAGGAGGCGAACCGCUACUACAACUCGCGGUGGCGCGUGAAGGCGAAGCGGUUCAUGCGCAAGUACGUGUUCAGCUCGUGGCAGGUGCUCACCUUCCUCGCCGCCGUCUUGAUGCUGCUCCUCACCACGCUCCAGGCCUUCUGCUCCGUCUACACCUGCUCGCGGUGGUUCGGCGCCGUCACCAUCGCCAAGGCCGGGUGAUCGCGUUGGUCUCGCCGGGAGACUUUCUGGAUCGGGACGCGCGACAUGAUUUGCACGGGGGUUUGGUAUGGGUCGACGACGUGGUAAUUCAGUUUUGUUUUGGGUGGUGUGGGUUGGCAAUUCGUUGUUGUUUCGAUAUGAUGUCCAUAGUAAUUGGUUGUGAAUGAAGAGGGAGAUCGAAUUUUACAUUUGUAUUUGUGGUGAUUUUGCAAUGGGACGUGGUUAGAUGAAUAACAUCGCUUAGAUUUUAUA